AUGCUUCAGGAGGAGGGCCGACCGCGCUGUGGGGAGCAGGUGGGGCUCCCGCGGACCCGGCACGGAGUGGGGCCGCCAGACGGGAGCCGUGCCUCCUCGGGUCUCGGUGCUCACCGCCCGAACACACGGAGCGUGGAAGGCGACGGCCCACUAAUCCGCCGAGAUGGGUGGGGGCUCCUCAAGCCCCAGGAGAGCCUCCCGGGGCUGGGCUGGGGGCGCGGGGGCACCAGGCAGUGGCCUUCCCCGCCCGGCCUCCCUGUUCUGGCCCCAGAGGCGCCCCCUCCCACCGCCGCCCAGGACAGCUGGCUGAGCGUCGUCUGCGGCCGGCACCCGACCAGGAGGGACACGGCCCGCCUCCUCGUCUGUCCUGACCCAGAGGACCACCCCCCGAGGACCUGUGUGCUCUGCUGCUGGCCGCUGCCCCGCCCCGCCCCCGGCCCUUCCACCUGCCGGGCCCUCCUGGCCAUCUGGGCUCUGCGUGCUGCCUGCUCGGCCACAAGGCCCAGCCCCCAGGGCAGAGGAGCCCCCCGCGGGGGGAGGGCCGUGGCGCUGGCCCCGGAUGGCAGGACGUGCUUCAGGGCCUCUGCCUGCGCCCUGGUCUCUGAACAUGUGGAUGGGUCGCAUCCCAGGGGCCAUGGGCUCUCUAGGGCAGGCUGCCUGCUGUCCCGCAGCCCCGGACUGUCCACAGGGGACGCGUCUCCAAGCGGCUGCCUGUGCCGAGUCCGGGGUCUGGAGGCUGAGAACCAGCUCUCGCAGAGGCUCCCUCCGGGCUGCCGGGAGCUCCGCCGCGUGAACGUGAAUCGUGCUGGGCACUUAGUUUGUGCCCGUGUACCGAGGGGCACAGCCGGGGGCCCCGACGCCAGGGCCUUCAUCCCGCUGGGCUGGAGGACCACGUGGCGUCUGAGAACAACACACUUGAGGAAGCACCUGUGCACCGUGGCGGGCGGGGGCCCCUCGCGCUGCAGGGCGCCGGCUCCAGAGUUCAGUACCUUCCGCAGUCCUAGUGCUGGGGCGCAGUUGCCCUGCGGCGCGUGGGAUCUUUCCCGACCAGGGCUGGAGCCUGUGUCCCCUGCACAUGUACCCACUGUACCCUACGUGACUGUCUGUGCAGUCACAGACAUCCAGGUGAUGCGGUAG
Messenger RNA from Rangifer tarandus platyrhynchus (Svalbard reindeer), 1137 nucleotides. NCBI's taxonomy places the organism in Eukaryota, Metazoa, Chordata, Mammalia, Artiodactyla, Cervidae. The record is from the annotation of a GenBank genome assembly.